GUGAGAGUGAGAGUGUUUCUAUAAUAACUUCGAAGCACCCCUCUUCUACUUUUCCACUUCUAACCCUAAGCCGCCUCCGCUCACAUAAAAGCCUUUUACCCUAACAUCUCUUCACUCGUUGAAUUUUCAACUACUCUCUUCUUCUUCUUCUUCUUAAAUCUUCUCCAAUCAUAUUCUUAUCUUCUCUCCAGACCAUUCGUUUUCUUCUGCACUUCUCUUGCUUUGCUUCAAUUUUUCUCCCAGAUGGACGUUGCAGUACUUCAUCCGCAGGAUUUUCUCGCAAACAAACCACCCAACCAUUACCAAACCAUACCCCCAAACUUUCCCAACAUGAAACUCUCCAACCCUAACCCUAAGUUCCAGCGGAGUUCCCGAAGCCGCAAGAAGCGGGCCGAUCCAGUCCCACAAGACGCCCGCGGCCCGGCCCAACACGCCAAGCCUCAGAAACACCACCCGCAGCAGCUUGUCAUGGGCCAGGUCAAAAUCCUGAAACGAGGCGAGCUACUUGCUCAAAAGACGCCGGAUCUACAACCGCCGUCGGAAUCCGUCCAGAACGAGGUAACCACCCAGACGAAGACCGUGGAUAUAAGUUCGACUUCACCUUCAACGGAGAAAGUAGAGGGCCUGUAUGCGGGGUAUUCGUUGCUGGUGACGUCACCGCCUCCAAACUCCGUUCCGUUACCGAUUUUUAUAACUAAGAAGUUAGCGGCCAAGAAUUGCGCCACGAGUGACUUACGGAAAAUGUUACGACUUGAUUUUCCUUAACCGGCUAUGAAUGGACGAAAAUUUGGAUGGAGGUUGUUGAUGAUUGGAGUGAUAUAGUGCUCGAUCUACUCUUAUUUUUUCAGCGGGUGGUUCGAGUGCGAAGAAUCUCUGAUUGUGUAGCACUUUCUUCAGGUUGCCGUUCAUACAUGUUUAUAGUGUCAUUUGGUUUAACCUUGUUUCUCUUAGGAUCCUUGGUUUGUUAUCCUGAUUCGUAGGUAUUUUGAUUUGGGGAUAGGCUUCUGUGUAUCUGUGUAAUGCUUUGUAAGUAUUUAGGGUAUAGAAGCGUCCCUAGUUUACUUUUUUUUCUUCAGUUUUUGUAAUUUUAUGUUUAUGUUGGUGUCGUGUUUAGUUUCCUCACAAGGUCUGAUAUGAGGUAAUUUUAUGUUCAUUUUUAAUCUUUGAGAAUAGAAAAUAGUACAAGGUUUAAUUCCAA
This is a messenger RNA of Vigna umbellata (rice bean), 1198 nucleotides long. RefSeq lists its product as uncharacterized. Lineage: Eukaryota; Viridiplantae; Streptophyta; Magnoliopsida; Fabales; Fabaceae. The record is from RefSeq and is a predicted model, not a curated record.